Epinephelus lanceolatus (giant grouper) is the source of this 3029-nucleotide messenger RNA. RefSeq names its product folylpolyglutamate synthase (gene fpgs). Gene Ontology annotation, molecular function: ATP binding; tetrahydrofolylpolyglutamate synthase activity. Lineage: Eukaryota; Metazoa; Chordata; Actinopteri; Perciformes; Serranidae. The record is from RefSeq and is a predicted model, not a curated record. Gene Ontology annotation, biological process: tetrahydrofolylpolyglutamate biosynthetic process. Gene Ontology annotation, cellular component: cytosol; cytoplasm; mitochondrion.
CUCGACGCCCCAUGAUGGUGUGCAUGUCCAGCGUGUGGCAGCGGGGCUUCGUGUUUGCCGCGCGGCUCCGAAAGCACAGGGCGUAUGGUUUGGCGGGUUUUUCAUCCAGGUACUACAGCACCACCAAGACUGCACCUCAUAUACCAGGCAUGGAGUACCAGGAUGCCAUUUGCACUUUGAACACACUACAGACCAAUGCCAGUUGUCUGGAGCAGGUACGACAGGAGCGCAGCAACCCUCAGCUGCAGCUCCAGGCCAUGAGAGGCUUCCUGGAAAGAUCCGGUCUCACAGUGGAGGAACUAGACCACCUCAAUAUCAUUCAUGUGACAGGGACAAAGGGCAAGGGGUCAACAUGUGCGUUCACUGAGCAGAUUUUGAGAAGUUAUGGCUUCCGCACAGGAUUUUACAGUUCCCCACAUUUGGUACAAGUCAGGGAGAGGAUCCGAAUCAACGGACAGCCCAUUGGAAAAGAGCUCUUCACUAAAUAUUUCUGGCAGGUUUAUGGACGGCUGGAUGAAACUAAGGCUGCUCAUGGAGGGACGAUGCCGGCAUACUUUCGUUUCCUCACCAUCUUGGCCUUUCAUGUGUUUCUUCAGGAGAAGGUGGAUUUAGCUGUAAUUGAAGUUGGGAUUGGUGGAGCAUAUGACUGCACCAACAUCAUAAGGAGGCCGUGGGUGUGUGGCAUCUCCUCCCUGGGUAUAGACCACACUCAGAUUCUUGGAGACACCAUAGAAAAGAUCGCCUGGCAAAAAGGAGGCAUCUUUAAGCCUGGUGUUCCGGCCUUUACAGUCAGACAGCCAGAAGACGCCAUGUCUAUGCUCAGGAACAGGGCCAAAGAGAUCAGAUGUCCUCUGUGGGUGUGUCCAGAGCUAGAGGACUACAAGGCAGACUGUGGACCUUUGCGUCUGGGUCUGGCAGGGCAGCAUCAGCGCUCAAAUGCCUCCCUGGCUCUCCAGCUGAGUCACACUUGGCUGCAGAAAAGAUGCCUGCCAGUUAAAAGCUUUCCCUCCACCACUGUUGAGAACACAAGUGUACUGCAGGCGACUUCCUUCAAGCCCAGCCCUAUCAUGGUAAAAGGGCUGGCCGACACGGAGUGGCCCGGGAGGAAUCAGACUCUGAAACACGGACCAGUCACCUACUUCUUGGAUGGAGCUCACACCAUGCGCAGUAUGCAGGCCUGUGUAAACUGGUUCAAAGAGACUGCAGCCCAGCAUGAAAGGAAUGCAAGUGGACCUGUGGCUAGAGUUUUGCUGUUCAAUGCCACAGGAGAGAGAGACUCAGCAGCCAUGCUUAAACUACUGGUGCCAUGUCAUUUUGACUUUGCUGUGUUCUGCCCAAACAUCACUGAGGCCAUUGCUUCAUGUAAUGCAGACCAGCAGAACUUCAAUGUGUCAGUGGAGAACAUGUUGACCCGCUGCUUGGACAACGAGAGGAGCUGGCAUCUCCAUAACAGAAUGGGGGAUAACAAAGGUCCACAGCUGUUAAUCGAGAGCAGCCUGCCCCUGGUCCCUGAGAAGAAAGCAGACACCCUGGUCUUCCCCUGCAUCCUCAGUGCCCUUCAGUGGAUCACCCAGCGCAGGGAUUCAGUGCUGGCAGACCCAGCCAAGAGUGUCUUACCGGUAAAACCCAGCAUCAUGGCCAAAGCUGCUCCGCUCUGCGACGCAGCAGAGAUACACAUCCUUGUCACUGGAAGCCUCCACUUGGUGGGAGGAGUACUCAAACACCUUGACCUGGCUUCCUCCAAGUAAACAGACCAUGUGAAGUUACAUUAAUGCAUUUAAACCGUUAAAUAAUGGGAUUCUCUGCCUACAUGCACAUCUACCUUCAAAUAAUUUCUGUCUGUAUAGAUGAGGUUAUAGUGGCAUUAGCUUUUUGAACACUGUUAUUAGGUGUUGACCUGAAUGGCUUUAGCUGCACCCGGGUAUUGUUAUUGUCUCGUAGCUUCCCUAUAGUGGCUUAUGGUAGGAGCCCGUAAGUUUGGACCAAGGCAGCUCCAGGCCUCUUAAGCCCCAGCUUCACCCAGAGCCUUACAGACGAGCACACAAACAUGUGGAGCUCCCGUCUUCAGUUUUACUUGAAGCCAAAUAUGUUUACAAAGGGUACAUUCAUGUACACCACAAUGUGAGCCGAGUUGGCUAAACUGGAACUGUAUGUAAGCUUCAGUGAUCACAAACGCCACCAGGAUGAACCGGUGUGGUCAGUGGUGUGGUGGUUAUUACAUUUAUACAAAAACUGUAGAUUACUGGCACAAGGAAGUGCCACUGGAUGAGUUUUCUGGUUUUUACUAUCUAUUUGCAACACUUGACUAUUACAUUUCAGUCUUUCUUUUUUUUUUUUGAAUGAAAGCCAUUUUGCACGCUUUCUAAUUUUAUUUUGUCUGGAUUUGACUGUGUUUUUUUACACAUGGCCUCUAAUUUCUCUUUUGUAGGAGUGUAAAUAUUCACUCAACACUAGUGUUGGAAUCAGAUGUAACUAAAUCAAAUUCUGUGUAAUCUGUUUUACAUUGAAAUUAGUCAUAUUUAAAUGGUCCUAAUGCAAAUUAAUGAUAUUUAAAUUAUCUGAUGUAUAUACAGUUAUUUUAUGUAAAAUGAUGAAAGAUAUUGAAACUGUAUGAAAUAAACUUGUCAAAUGGGUCUUAAUGUUAUGGGUAUUCACCCAGUGAAACUAACUGAGGUCUUGAGCUUCACAGGUGCUUCAGACAAAUCCAGUCACUCUGUGACCUUGAAUGAGUUUUGAAUUCAAUUACAAUAUAAAAUAAACUACACUGUUCUUAUUGUUAAUGUGGACCCAUCAAGACACAAAAUACACUUAAAUGGAACUUGUCACUCAUAGUAGUGAAGUUGAAAUCAGCUGACAUCUUAAAUAAGAGUUGAUUUAAAAUGUGGGUAUGGAAAUAUCUACUAUUGUUUUUGAAUAUUUCUUGGUCUCUCCUUUGUGAACCUCCAACUUGAUCAAAUGUGUUUUAUGAUUACAGACACAACCCUUGUCUAUCCAUUGUGAUCCACAAUAAAAAUCUUUCCAAAAUGUAA